Molecule: messenger RNA, 3104 nt
Organism: Vanessa atalanta (red admiral)
Lineage: Eukaryota; Metazoa; Arthropoda; Insecta; Lepidoptera; Nymphalidae
Product: glutathione synthetase-like
Exons: 13
Coding region: 184-1776 (530 amino acids)
Biological process (GO): glutathione biosynthetic process
Cellular component (GO): cytosol
Molecular function (GO): ATP binding; glutathione synthase activity; glutathione binding
Source: RefSeq, a predicted model, not a curated record
GUAUAUAUAUCAACAUUCAACAAUCACCGAACAGUUAAUUCUAAAGUAAAUAAGAUAUCAAUAGUGAACCAUCUUACUCGAUUCACAAAAAAAUUUAAUAACGUGUCGUAAAUUUUAUAAGUCAUCGUGUGGUAUAUGUCUAGUAGAAGUUUUCUUUUUAAAUAAUUACUUAGAGAAAUAAAAAUGACUCAAGCUCGGCUUGCCUCCUGUAUUCCAUUGCCUUUGGAGCAUAAAGUGCUAGUCACCGUGAUCGAAAAAGCCAAAGAUUGGGCGUUAAUGCAUGGUGUCGGUAUGAGAGAUAAGAAGCACUUUACCAAAGAUGCAAUACAGAUAGCACCAUUUGUUCUCCUGCCAUCACCCUUUCCACGAACAGAAUUCAACAAAGCCAUCGAACUACAACCUAUCUUAAAUGAACUGAUGCAUAAGGUUGCACAUGAUGACGAUUUUCUUGAGCACACCCUGCAGAACACUCUCCAAGUCGACGAGUUCACGGCAAAACUAUUCGAAAUAUGGGUCAAGGUCAAAGACGAAGGCAUAACACAGCCGAUAUCACUAGGGAUGCUGAGGUCAGACAUCAUGCUGGAGUCAAGGUGUCCGCACACAGAGAACCAAUGUGCGAAACACACGCCAUAUUGUUCAUGGAAACAAGUGGAGAUCAACAGUAUUGCGUCCGGUUUCGGCCAUCUUGGGCCAUCGCUCAGCCUCGGCCUCUUCCGCUCGGACUAUCUCUUGCAGUAUCCCGAAGGAAACAAGAUAAAACAAGUGGAGUUUAACACGGUGGCAUCGAGUUUUGGCGCCAUCUCGUCGAAUCUCCCCGACAUGUCUCGCUACAUUCUUCGUCAAUUGGGACAUGGUGAUCUUAUUAAAAAUAUGCCCGAAAACCGUGCAUUAUCGGGUCUGUGUUCUGGCAUAAUCGAAGCGUACGAUUUAUUCGGCGUACCAUCCGCUAUUGUACUAUUCGUGGUCGAAGAGGUCUCGUACAAUAUAUGCGACCAAAGAUUUCACGAAUUCGAAAUAUCCGAAAAAAGGCCUGAUAUCAUGAUUUAUAGAAAAACUCUCAAUGAAAUAUUCGAAGAGACGACGCUGAAUGAUAAAAAACAACUUAUGCUGGAAGGUUAUCCAGUGGCCGUCGUCUACUACAGGUCGGGCUACGAACCGGCUCAGUAUCCCUCCUCCAAGGAAUGGGACGCGAGGUUACGCGUCGAGAGAUCGUCGGCCGUGAAGUGUCCGUCGAUCCACUACCAGCUGGCCGGCACGAAGAAGGUGCAGCAGGCGCUGGCGGCGCCCGGCGCGCUGGAGCAGUUCGUGCGCGCCGAGCUGUGCGCGCGCGUGCGCGACAUCUUCACCGGCCUCUACUCGCUCGACUUCGACGAGAGCGGCGAGCGCGCCGUCGACAUGGCGCUCGAGGACGCCGAGAGGUUCGUGCUGAAGCCGCAGCGCGAGGGCGGCGGCAACAACCUGUACGGCGCCGACGUGCGCGCCGCGCUGCUGCGCAUGCGCCGCGCGCGCGAGCGCGCCGCCUACGUGCUCAUGGAGCGCAUCGUGCCGCCCACCGUGGCGGGGUACGUGGUGCGACCCGGGGGGGCCGUGCCGCCGCCGGUCACUGACCUCGUGUCCGAGUUGGGCAUCUUCGGAGUUAUCAUUGGGACCAGAGACAAAAUAUACUGCAACCGUCAAGCGGGACACAUGCUGCGAACCAAGCUAGCGGAUGCUAACGAAGGCGGAGUCGCCGCUGGACUCGGGGCUCUCGACUCGCCGUACCUACUCGAUGCAUAAAUUAUACACUCGUAAUUAUUAUAUAAAUAUAAACAUAAAAAUUGCAAAAUAAAAAAAAUGGAAAUGUUAUUCAAAUUUUAAUUGUAAUAAAAUAAAUAUAUUAUAAAUGUAUCUGGAAAAAAUAUCGAGUCGUCAAUUUAAAAUAAAAUUGGUGAUUCGGUUUCGAAAAUAAAUAUUAAAAAUUAUUCCCGUUUGUUGCCAUUGCAAAAAUAUAAAUAAAACUUACUUCAAACCAAACAAAGACAAUUAUGUAAUUCAAUUAAUAAUAUAUAUGGCAAUAAGAUAAAUUUGAAAUAUCUAUUGGGGAGGAAGUAUUAAAAGAUAAUAUUUUUAGUUCGUCUUUGUUCUACAAUCGUUAUGAUGUCACAAUUUCUAUUGCAAUAUUUUGUUUCCUAUUACACUUAAAAUCAAAUAAAAAAAAAUUAAAUGCAAUAUUUAUUAAUAAAUAAUAGCAGGCAACAUAAAUAUGUACUUAGCAAAUUAUUUUUGUAUUUAAUUGUUGUUUAGGGAGUGUAUAGUUAAACAAUGCUGUCCUCUUCUUUCGAAUAUCAAAUCAACGAUACAGAAAGAGACAACAGUGUUUAACUAACGCUAAAUGACGUUUAUAAGAAAGGCCGUUAGUAUUUAACAUUCCAAUGUGUAUCAAUAAAUGACUAUAAAAUAUAAACGAAGACAAAAUUGUAGAUCAUUCCACGAGUCGAACUCCUAGGGAAUAAAAUACUCGCACCUCAUUGGUCGACGCUUGCCUUGAAAUAAGCAAGUCGAAUCUGGCUUGUUAAACGAUUAUAUAAUGUGUUAACCAAUCAGCGCUUAAGGACAAUUUCCUUUAGGAGCUCUUGCGUGGAAUAAAAUUAAGUUCUUGUAUUUUAUAACCUAACCUGACACACCUAAUUAGUUUUAAAUGUGUUACCUAAUUUCUAAUCAUAGUGUGUUUAUAUUAGGACAGUUUUAACCAUGUAUUUCUUUCACUAACUACUACGUACUAAAACGUACUUAAACUGGUAUUUUGGUGCACUAUUUGGGCAAGGUUCUGUGCUUGUGCUCACACAGUUAAGGGCAAUGUUAGCAACGAUAUUAGGUACUGAAUUUCUGAUUUGCAUUUCUUUUUAUAUUACUUACCAAUAGCGUUGUGAUAAUUUUGAGACUUAUACUAAAUUCAAUUUCUCCCAAAUAUAUAUGUGUGUGUGUGUUAUAAUUUUUGUUAUGACUUGUUUUAUAAAAAUAUUAAAAAAUUCGCUCAGUCAACUUUCAAAUAUUGUAUUUUAUAAAUAAUAUACACUAUGGCAGUGAUUAUCUGCGGUGCUAUUUGUAAAACUAAAUAAACAUUA